Molecule: messenger RNA, 2687 nt
Organism: Centropristis striata (black sea bass)
Lineage: Eukaryota; Metazoa; Chordata; Actinopteri; Perciformes; Serranidae
Gene: il13ra1
Product: interleukin 13 receptor, alpha 1
Exons: 10
Coding region: 239-1369 (376 amino acids)
Molecular function (GO): protein binding
Source: RefSeq, a predicted model, not a curated record
GCCCUCUGCCGAGCUCCUACCUCCUGCACCUCCUUCCCUUGAAGGAGCUGGAAGCGAAAGUCGGAAACGCGGACAUUUACUGUCUCUUUUACACCGUGACACAGUGCUGGACAGUAGACGGACAUUUUAAUAAGCAUAUUCCUUAUAACUAUAAGAAUCAAAGGGCAGCGUUUUAUCCUCGCAGCGACGGUUGUGGGGAAGUAAACUUUAGGAAUACGACUCAGAGAGAAAGACGAGUAUGUUUCAAAUUUUGGACUUGUUAUUUUUAAGCUGCUUCUUUCUGGCCGUUGAACCCCAACGAGACCAAGUCCUGCCACCACAAAAUGUGACCCUGGUGUGGAUUAAUGCGUUGAAAUUCAAGUUGUCCUGGGAACCCCCACAACACUCAAUGGAAAACUGCACAUAUAUAGGGACUUCAGAAAUCGCAACUCUCCAUAGUCUUGAACUAACGACGAUUGAGCCUCCACUGACCACCUGGUCCAAGUUCCGUGCGAUGGAAGGAGGACAGAUGAAUCUGACUCUUUACACUGUCUGUAAUGGCAAAGAAAGUGAGAAGGUUGUACGCCAAGUCUCACAACCAGAGCUGAUAAAGAAUUUGCAAUGCUACGUCUACGCCGACAAAAAAGCUAACUGUUCCUGGCUCCCAGCCAGUCCUGCUCUGGAUCUCAAGUUUUACUAUCUAUUAAGCAGUUGGGAUUCUAGUAGAUCUGUUGAUGAGUGCUUUUCGUACAAAGACACUGACGGCAUCAGGACUGGUUGUCAUCUAGAUGUGAGCUUCCAGGAUAACAUUUUCAUCAUAUUUAAUGGGACGCUGAACAACACACCUGCCUGGAACACCUUCAGCAGACGUCUUAAUGAUGAUGUGAGACCUCCUCCCCUUAUCUGGACAGUCACUAAAUCUGAUGGUAAACUCAAUAUUAGCUGGACUCCUCUUAACAUCCACGGACUUCAUUGGAAAUAUAUAAUAAAUUACCAUGAGUGUGAUGAACUAAAGACGAAAACCACUGAUGGUCCAGUUACAUCAGCUGUGGUGGAUGUGGUCCCUCACUGUCCGUACCGUAUUUGUGUUAAAGCAAAAUCUGAUGGAGGAGAGACACCGUGUGACAAGGAGAAGCUUUUUGAUGCAGAUGCAGAUCCUGCUGCGUGGGUGUAUGCUGCCAUUAUCAUCCCAUUGUUGUUUGCCUGCCUGGCAGUCCUGAUCAUUGUGUGUUGCAGGAAGAAUAAGGAAGUAAUUUUCCCCAAAAUACCAGAACCUCGGAACCUCCUCAGCGAUAUUUCUGACAACAACAAUAAGAUCACUGUUCGCAACCUGUACAUCCCGGCAGAGGAAGAAGAAAACUGUAAAAUCACACUGGUUCAUGAGCCCUAAAUCAGAAAUCUGGAUUUCUGACAUGUCUCUGUAGCGACAGAAACUUGAAUAUGCAACAACUGAAAGCCUCCAAAAACUCUUGUUGCACUGGCUCAACAAAAAAAAAUACAGACUUAAACUUUUUAUCUGAUGAAUUCAGGAAAUUCAUCAGCGAAAUGCCUAAAUGAAGAUGCAAAAAGAACAAAAACAAUGGCAGCUAUGGCAUUAAGAGACACGUUUGUGACUGAAGACUUACUGUACUUAUUGUUAUUUGGAAGGAGUCAUGCAGAACACUGAAAGACAUGGAACUCAAGGUUCUUAUCAACCCAAAUAUGUCAACACAUCAACAUUAAUACUCCAAACAAAGACUUCUUAUCGCCAUGACUCUAUUUGCAAGCACCAGCAGCACCUUAUUUAGAAAUAAAAUCAACCAGUUCUACAAAAUAAAAGAUAUACAGUACAACCAUUAGUCUACAUGAAGACAUUUUUAUCAAAGCAUUACAUUUGUUGUUGCACUGCCGCCACCACAAGCACCACUUUUGGGCAAUUUGUACAUCAUAUGUGUCCAGAGAGGUCCUAAAGCAAUAAAUGUUCAGAAAAUUAAUGUAUUAUUUUAGUGAUUAGCUGGCCGACUCAGAAUUACAUAACAAGCACUGCAUGAUUGCUCAGUAUCUCAAAAAAACAAAGUUCAGGGGACAAUGUGAAGUAAUUACUGAGGCCUUAGUCACUAUAUAAACAUUUCUGGGACAGAGAGCUGCCUUAAAGGAUCUCACCGAUUGGACUGUGCUGGGUGCAGUCACUUUUUUAAAAUAAGCUUUAAAUGAUCUGUUUCACCCUUGAUGUUUUUCACAGCGGGGCUUGAAGUUUCCAUCAGAGUAAUAGACCUUUUUGACAGCAGACAUUUCGACACGUCACAGCAGGAAAAGCAGAAAUUUAAUAUCCUAAAUGAUGCUAUAAUAGAAUAAUACUCCCCUAAGGACUAAGGGUGUGGCGUUAGACCAGUCUGUUUUUGAAAUAUCAAUUCAAUGCUCAUUGAUGAAAAGUGAAAAUAUUGAUUUUCUUGAUAAAAUGUGCCUUUAUUUUGAAAUUGCACCUGAAUGUAUCUGUGCAAUAUGCAUUUUGUACAUGUAUUAUGUUUGUUCAAAGAAUCUAGAAUUACAAAAGCAUUGUAAUGACACUUUUUUUCCGAUUUACACCUCUACUUAGAACAGGAUAAUAGUGACACACUAAACCCUUGUCUACUUCCUGUCAUGGUUGACCAGGGUAUGCCCUGACUUCUGUAAUUUUCUUUUUUUUUCAUGCUUUCAGAGAAGCUCUGAGCUGUUUGUAGAGCUGUAAA